Orbicella faveolata is the source of this 2080-nucleotide messenger RNA. Its product is annotated as pyroglutamylated RF-amide peptide receptor-like. The record is from RefSeq and is a predicted model, not a curated record. Gene Ontology annotation, molecular function: G protein-coupled receptor activity. NCBI's taxonomy places the organism in Eukaryota, Metazoa, Cnidaria, Anthozoa, Scleractinia, Merulinidae. Gene Ontology annotation, biological process: G protein-coupled receptor signaling pathway. Gene Ontology annotation, cellular component: membrane.
AUUGAUAUUUUUGAAAGAACAGAAGCUUGGCAAGAUACAUCGGUGCUCUAAUGCAUAAUUUAGUCUUUCCCUCAAAACAUCGCCGAGACACUCACAUUUUUAAUCACUGAUCUGCGCUUGCUAUGAAUUCUGUCUUGGACUGACCUUCGCCGCUGCCCAUCAUCUGAAAUCGUUUUUAACUCAUAUACGGAUCUCACUUAAACGAUUGUUACUUUUAACCGCGGUAUACUUUGAUUUUUUGAUUUUUAGUCUGAAUCAGACGUAAUUACUGGCAGAUUCACGGGACAAUGCCGAAAUACACGGAAUCAGUUCCAGCUCAGAUCGGCAUAACCACAGCCAACUCUAUCCUCGCUGUCUUAAACAUCGUUGGUAAUUGCCUGGUUUGCCUUGUCGUGAUAAAGCACCAAGACAUGAGAACUUCCGUCAACUAUCUUCUCAUGAACCUUGCUGUUGCUGACAUGCUUGUGGGACUAUUCUUUACACCACAAUACAUCUUCAUGCAUAUGUUUACUCAUCCUGGCGGUGUGACUGGCACAGUCCUUUGCAGACUGUUGACAGGUAGCAACGUGGCCUGGGUAGGAGGUGCCACAUCCGUGUUCACAUUGGUUGUCAUAGCAAUUGAACGCUACAGUGCUGUCAUGGAUCCAUUUGGAAAUAGAGGAAGGCUUACGACACGCAGACUUAAGGUGAUCAUUCCGUGUUCCUGGCUUUUUGGAUUGGUGAUUAAUUUUCCAGGUUUUUUGGUCAAGAAUUUUGACGCAAAAGCAGCUUUCUGCAUCAGACGAUACCCUGAGGAAUGGAUGGCCAAAACUUAUACGCUGAUUUGGUUUCUUCUAUUGGCGUUUUUUCCGGUUGUGAUAAUGGCCGCACUUUACUCCAGAGUCGUUCAUACUUUAUGGUUUCAUCGCCCACAGCACCAUGCUUUCGACAGUCGUCAGCAGGGAGUGCUAAAAGUGCGGAGGCGAGUCACCCUCAUGGUCGUCACAGUUAGUGCCAUAUUCGCAUUGUGUUGGAUGUCUGGAGCAGUCACCUAUCUUGUGGCUUUCUUUUCGCCCGUGUAUGGCGCUGGUGAUGUUGCAUAUGUCACGGAAUCUACAGUGGUCAUGUUUAAUUCCGCUGUCAACCCAAUCGUGUAUGCUUUGAUCAAUCAACAGUUCAGCAAGAAGAUCAAGUACAUGAUGUGCUGUAGAUGUCGCCCUGGGAUACACUCUGUUAGAAAAGAGCGGAACUUGGACGAUCUCAACCCAAGCGUAGUGCCAGUGCCAGAAAGAGAAGAGACCCAGUUGUAGCAGACUUAGUAAAAUUGACACAAUCGCGAGAAAUUUGAAAAAAGUACCGUCAGAGCAAUUUACAAUCUUGCUCCCAGAGGACCUCAUCCCAAACGAAAGGAAACGAUACAUGGAAUAAGUAAAUGAAAAACUAAAUGACUGCAUUCAUAAGUUGCGCUUGCACAACACCAUUUCCUUUGUAAUUUCUACUAAACGGUUAGUUCCGCCAAUUACAGGUACGGUAGUGACAUUGAAGUCGAUAACUGAGAAAUGACAAAACAACCCAGAAAUUGUUUUAGUUAAGGUAUAAGCGACGUGACGUGCCUCGUUAGUUACCAGGUCACUUUUAGAAGAUCAUUAUUUGUAAAAUUCUCUUUAAGUGCACCGAUCAUAAAAUAAAGCCCUGAACAUCCAAGCUUUCAACGUGUUGUAGUGUCGAAGAGAGUGUGUAGAGAGCGAAGAGAGUGCAAAGCUCAAUGAGUUUGGUGAAACAUUUAAGAAUUAUCAAGCUAAUUAAAUGACUAAGUCGAUUAUAGAUGAGAGAGGUGUGAUUGCAACCAAAACGCAACACCUAAUCAGAUUCCGUCCGUGCCAAACUUUUUACGCGAAAAUAGAUUAUUACUAUACUUUUACUUUGACCUUAGUUUUGAAAUAUUUUCACACUUCUUUCACGUAUAUAUAUCUCAUCGACUGUUAUAGUAUUACUAGCGAUAUGACAUCUGCAAGAACGCUUACAGGACAGGACUCCUGACUGUGUUCCACUAACAAGCAGUCUUCCCCCGCAACGUUGGUUUUAUCAUCAUCAUCAUCAU